AUGAUAAUUAUGACUAAUUAUCAGGCUCCUACGAAAACUUGUGAGGACUGUGGAGGUUCGGGUGUGUGUUCCAAAUGCAACGGAGAAGGUUUUGUUCUAAGACGACUGUCGGAUGAAGGUGCUGAAAAAGCAAGAUUGAUGGCAAAAAACAUGGCAACUCGAUACACGGCAGGGCUCCCAAAGAAGUGGAGCUACUGCACAAAGUGCUCGUCUGCUCGUUCUUGCGUUACUUGUGGUGGUAGUGGGAAAUUAAGCUACAUGAAUCAACCCGCGCACCCACCUGCCUGCUCCAGCCCAAUCUGGCGGACCAAAUGCCCGCGUCUCGGGCCCAAUUCGCGUCCAGCGCUGUCCAGUUCAGGUCGCCUCAGGGAGCACCAGUCCUGUCCAGCUCGCUCCAGACGUGCCAGACCCGGUCCAACAUGCUCCAGGCGGUCCGAGAGUGGUCCAACAG
Messenger RNA from Striga hermonthica, 451 nucleotides. Lineage: Eukaryota; Viridiplantae; Streptophyta; Magnoliopsida; Lamiales; Orobanchaceae. The record is from the annotation of a GenBank genome assembly.